ACAGAAAAUACUAAAAUUAAAAAGAUUCUAUCAGAUUCAUGAAUGUUAGUUAUCACUGAAAGCCAAAAACCUCUUCUCUUCGUUCACACUUCCACCACCAAAAAACUAAGCAUUUCUCCAUCUAGGUUAGUCGUUGAUUCUUCACGUUGAAUCAAUUUCAGGGUAACGAGCAUAAAAAAUCAGAGGAAAAGUUAAAGUAUGAGCAAUCUAAGAACCCUAUGUAGGACUCACACGGUGUUUUCCUUUAUUAAUUGCAGACACCAAUUUCGAUUGAGGGCUUCGUUUUGGAACCCUAAUUCCAAGCCCCUUUUGCAAUCUUCUUUGUUGUAUUCUACAUGGCUCGUUUCUUCGGGUUCGAGCAGACCCAUGGCACGGUUUCGUUUGAAUCAGAAGAGAACUGUGACGAAAGCAUCAAAUUGGGAUGAACAAAAGUCCCCAUAUGAAACUCUUGAAUUGGAAGGAGAUGCUGAUGACGAGCAGAUAAAGAUUGCUUAUAGACGUUUGGCCAAAUUUUAUCAUCCAGAUGUCUAUAAUGGAAGAGGAACCCUUGAGGAAGGUGAAACAGCAGAAGCUAGGUUCAUCAAGAUUCAAGCUGCUUAUGAAUUGCUUAUAGAUGCAGAGAGGAGAAGACAGUAUGACAUGGACAACCGGGUCAACCCUCUGAAGGCAUCUCAAGCAUGGAUGGAUUGGCUUAUGAAAAAACGAAAAGCUUUUGAUCAGCGGGGUGAUAUGGCAAUUGCUGCUUGGGCAGAACAGCAACAGCGCGAGUUGAAUAUUCGCGUGCGUCAACUUUCCCGUUCAAAGAUUGAUCCAGAUGAAGCAAGGAAGAUUCUAGCAAGAGAAAAGAAGGCUUCAGCUGAAUAUUUCAGCAAUACCCUUAAAAGGCACACACUUAUACUGAAGAAGAGAGAUUUAAUGCGAAAAAAGGCAGAGGAAGAUAAGAAGAAGACUAUCAGCCAGCUCUUAGCCGCAGAAGGUCUUGAGCUUGAUACUGAUAGUGAUGAAGCAUUGUAGUGAACAUGGGAUGGGUUUCCACUUACAAGUAGCUAAUAUGUGAUCCAAUACCAUAUUGUCUCUCUCCACGGAUCUCAUUAUUCUUUAAUUAUUAUACAUAAUAUAUAUAUAUAUAUAUAUAUAUAUAUGUACAUAUAUUUUGUUGCAUCCAGACUAAAUUGAAAGUGAUUUUAUCUUUGCAA
Molecule: messenger RNA, 1196 nt
Organism: Cicer arietinum (chickpea)
Lineage: Eukaryota; Viridiplantae; Streptophyta; Magnoliopsida; Fabales; Fabaceae
Source: RefSeq, a predicted model, not a curated record